Messenger RNA from Cololabis saira (Pacific saury), 1541 nucleotides. It is a transcript of the gene snrnp35, whose product is annotated as small nuclear ribonucleoprotein 35 (U11/U12). Lineage: Eukaryota; Metazoa; Chordata; Actinopteri; Beloniformes; Belonidae. Gene Ontology annotation, biological process: mRNA splicing, via spliceosome. The record is from RefSeq and is a predicted model, not a curated record. Bases 88 to 789 code for a protein of 233 amino acids. Gene Ontology annotation, molecular function: mRNA binding; snRNA binding. Gene Ontology annotation, cellular component: U12-type spliceosomal complex; precatalytic spliceosome. The transcript is spliced from 2 exons.
UUGAAACGCGGAAGAGGGGAUACAGAAAGCUGAAAUCAACUGGAUUUCUCUGAUUUCUCUCGGAUUAAUCUGUGGUUUGUGGUCACAAUGACGGAGUGGUGUCCCAUAGCGAGCCGCUACGACCCGCUGAAGGCCGGCAGCAUCGACGGCACCGACGUGGAGCCGCACGACCGCGCCGUGUGGAGGGCCAUGGGGGCCCGGUACCGGCCCAACAAGGGCGUGCGCGGCGACCCGCAGCUCACGCUGUUCGUGUCCCGCCUGAACCCGCAGACCGGCGAGGAGCGGCUGCGACAGGUCUUCUCCCAGUACGGGGACGUGCGGCGGGUCCGGCUGGUGCGGGACGUGGUGACCCGCUUCUCCAAGAGAUACGCCUUCAUAGAGUACAAGGAGGCGCGGGCCCUGGCGAGGGCCCGCAGAGACGCACACAAGCUGCUGGUGGACCAGCACGAGGUGUUCGUGGACCUGGAGCAGGAGCGGACCCUGCGGGGCUGGGUGCCGCGGCGGCUCGGCGGCGGCCUGGGGGGCAAGAAGGAGUCCGGCCAGCUGCGCUUUGGCGGCCGGGACCGGCCCUUCCGCAAACCCAUCAACCUGGGAGCCGGUCCGGCCACGGAGUGGGCAGGGGACGGGGCCCGGGGCUGGGCCAGGGAGGACCGGGACAGGGACAGGGACAGGGACCGGGACCGGGUACGACACAGGGAGCCCGAGUGGGGCGGCAGAGACAGGAGAGAGUACCGGGACAGAGACAGAGACAGAGACAGGGACGACCGCCGGCACCGGGACCGGAGAUGACGUGGUGGUGCAAGAAAUCAUCCUCUUUGAAGAAGAAAGUGGGACAUCAGAACUCUGGACUGAUCAUAGCUCGAUCAGACUGAUCGUAGCUCGACUAUUGACCGUAGCUCGAUCAAACUGACCAUAGCUCGUGGUGCACAGAGAGACAAUGCAACUUGUCAGUUUUACUGUUUCAUGGUUUGGUUCAUUCAUACAGUGUUGAUAUUGUUUAUGCGCCUUUCACUUGUUUGACAAACAAUUGCAUAUACUUAAAGCAGCUUAAAACCGUAGCGUCACCAUUUCCUGUUUUAAAUUAUUGAGGAAUUUUCUAAAAUGAUAUACUUUAGUUUAAAGAUCUAAAACUUUGAGGAGGGUGUGUUCAGUACCAAAUACCUGCGUUUAUAUUGUAUAUGUUCUGUUAUUUCUAGAAGGGUGCUGCUCAAGUGUUUGUUGCUUCUUGAGGUUUUAUUACUGAACUUUUUUCCCCAUUUAAACUGAAUUUUUUUUUUCAUCCUUGAUAUAAUUAGAAAGCCAUCUAGAGUUCCUGGCAGGCCUGGGGAAGGCAUCCAAAUGUAACAUUCAGGUUCAAAAUAAAAGGCCUGUUCCUGGGAGGAGGCGGCGUUGACCGUCACACCCGGCUGUAAAUGUUUGUUUCAGGCACACGAGAGCAAGAGUUUUCACUUUUCAGGAGAUUUCAGGUUACGUGUCUGUAUUUUAUAAUACAGCUUUUCCAAGGCACCUUUUCUGUGUAAAUGUAAAGAGAUAAAAAUAUG